Molecule: messenger RNA, 925 nt
Organism: Drosophila subobscura
Lineage: Eukaryota; Metazoa; Arthropoda; Insecta; Diptera; Drosophilidae
Exons: 2
Coding region: 217-588 (123 amino acids)
Source: RefSeq, a predicted model, not a curated record
GAAAAUUGUUUACAAUUUUAUACUACCACAAAUACCACCCAUGACAAUAAAGAGUGCGGAAAAGUUGCUGCACAAUAUCCUACUCCAAAUACCAAAACGGUUUUUAAAAAGUUUCAUCAAAAACUAUCUCCCCCUGUGGUCAUUUAUGCUGAUAUCGAAGCUGUAUUGGAAAGUUUUCAUAGGAAUCUGAAUGAUCCCUUAAAAUCAUCUACCACUAUGGCUCAGAAGCAUACGGCAUGUGCAGUGUCAUUUUAUGUUGUACAUAACUAUAAUCAUCAUUUAAAUGAGAUGUGGACAUAUGAAGGACCAGAUUGUAUCGAUCAAUUCUGCCAAGUGCUUCGAUCGAAAACCAUGGGACUUUAUGAGAAGUACUGGUUAUCCGCUAAAAAACCAAUCUACGAGUUCAACAUUUGGGAUGAGGACUAUCAGGAACAUGGAGAGUGCUAUGCCUGUGAUGAGCCCAUUUCGACUGACGACCGGGAGAAGUUUUUUAACCAAUUCACAGGCCAAUAUGUAGGUCCUAUUCAUAAGGUUUGUAAGCAAACAUUUAAACUAAGCGAUCCUUUUUUUUCCGGUAGUUUUUCAUAACUUGUCUCGUUAUGAUAUUCAUUUAUUUGUAACAUCAAUAAAAGAUGAACUUAAGCCCAUACCGUGUAACAAAGAGUUAUACAUUGCGCUAACUCAAAUUGUUGAGAUUGAUUUUUCAAAUCAUCAACAUUAUAAAAUAAGAUACAUAGAUUCAAAUAGAUUUUUAAAUUCGAGCUUAGAAAAACUUGCUAGUUAUAUGGAUCCAUCAAAUUUUAAAAUUUUAAAAACAAGUAUCAAGGGGAAAAAUUUGAUAUGCUAAGGCGAAAAGGAGUAUUUCCAUAUGAAUAUUUAGAUAGCUUUAACAAAUUUGAUGAACCCCAACUACCUUCGAGAGAAU